AUGGUGCGUCAGCUGCACGACGGUAUGAUGGCUCGAGUCACGGACAACGGAGCUGUCUCAGAGGCAUUCGCAGUGACCAACGGAGUGAAACAGGGAUGCGUGCUGGCGCCCACCCUUUUCAGUCUUAUGUUCUCUGCCAUGCUGAUGGACGCCUACCGCGACGAACGCCCCGGGAUCCGCAUCGCCUACAGGACGGACGGUCACCUCCUGAAUCAACGGCGGAUGCACUUCCAAUCGCGCGUAUCCAUAACCACCGUUCACGAACUCCUCUUCGCCGACGACUGCGCCCUGAACACCACCUCGGAAGAGGAGAUGCAACGGAGCAUGGACCUGUUCUCCGCCGCCUGCGAGAACUUCGGUCUGGUCAUUAACACGCAGAAGACCGUGGUGAUGCAUCAACCGCCACCCAACUCAGUCACAGCCGACAACGCGGCGCAAAUCAACGUAAAUGGGACUCAACUGCAGGUGGUGGAGAACUUCCCGUACCUGGGCAGUUCUCUCUCCCGCAACACCAAGAUCGACGACGAAGUCGCCAACAGGAUCUCGAAAGCCAGUCAAGCCUUCGGUCGCCUCCAAAGCACAGUUUGGAAUCGCCACGGUCUUCAGCUGAGCACGAAGCUGAAGAUGUACAGGCCGUCAUCCUGCCGACACUACUGUAUGGAGCGGAGACUUGGACGGUGUACGCAAAGCAGGCACGUGGUCUGAAUCACUUGCACCUCAGUUGUCUUCGUCGCAUCCUGAGGCUGAACUGGCAGGAUCGAAUCCCCGACACUGAUGUGCUGGAACGGACGGGAAUCCUCAGCAUCUACGCCAUAAUGAGGCAAAUUCAGCUGCGCUGGAGCGGCCACCUGGUGCGCAUGGACGACGAGUGACUACCCAAACGACUCUUCUACGGAGACGUCGCGACGGGGUCUCGCCGUCAGGGAGGCCAGAUUCGCCGUUACAAGGAUACCCUGAAGUCCUCCCUGAAAUGCCUGCAAAUCAACCCCACCAACAGGGCGGAGCUCGCACUCGAUCGACCGACCUGGAGGAGGACAGUGAAGACAGGCGCUGCGAUCUACGGAGCCAACCGCAUCGCUGCCGCCAAAGCGAAACGUGAAGCCCGCAAAUCACAACUUCGCCCAGUAAGCAACGCCGCCGCACAACCGCUUCCAACGUGUUCUCGUUGUCAACGGACACUCCGGGCACGAAUCGGACUUGUUGGACAUCUUCGGAUCAACUGUACCUCUCGAACUGCUCCAGCCACCGUCCCCCCGCCCGCCUCUUCCUCGUCCUCUCUGCCGCCAACUAACUCUGAUAACUCUUCUAAACCACCACUUCCAUCCUCCUCGCCCUCGUCCUCCUCGUCCUCCUCGUCGUCGUCGUCGUCGUCGUCGUCCUCCUCCUCCUCCUCCUCCUCCUCCUCCUCCUUUUCCUCCUCCUCCUCCUCCUCCCACACUGCCCCAGCGGCGGCCGUUCAGACUGCCGUCUCACACAUCACCAACCCCAACACAACAACCGACACCACCUCUCCCACCUCUCCCGAUACUGCUGAUGAGGAUCAGGACUACACCUGCCCUCACUGCGACCGUACCUUCACCUCACACAUCGGCCUGGUCGGUCACUUGCGAAUCCAUCGCACAGAGACUGGCGAACCAGUGCCUGGAGCACCAACCUACACCCACCAAGCUCGUCUCAACUGCCCACACUGCCCUCGCACUUUUAGGCAUCGCAUCGGCCACAUGCGCAUCCACGACGACCUGCGGUAG
Spirometra erinaceieuropaei is the source of this 1748-nucleotide messenger RNA. Lineage: Eukaryota; Metazoa; Platyhelminthes; Cestoda; Diphyllobothriidea; Diphyllobothriidae. The record is from the annotation of a GenBank genome assembly.